CGAGCGCCGGCAGCGGGCGGGGCGCGGGAGCCGCGAGAUGGCGGCGGCCGGCGGCGGCAGCCGGGCGGACAACGGCUACGGCGGGCAGCAGGCGCGGCGCAGGAAGGGCCCGGGCGCGCUGGCCACGGGAUACCUGGUUAUCUACAACGUGGUGAUGACGGCGGGGUGGCUCGUUAUUGCAGUUGGUCUAGUUCGGGCAUAUCUGGCUAAAGGCAGCUACCACAGCCUUUACUAUUCAAUAGAAAAGCCCCUGAAAUUCUUCCAAACUGGAGCUUUGCUUGAGAUUCUGCACUGUGCACUUGGCAUUGUUCCCUCUUCUGUUGUUCUGACUGCUUUCCAAGUGAUGUCAAGGGUUUUCCUGACAUGGGCAGUAACACAUAGUGUAAAAGAGGUACAAACUGAAGACAGUGUCCUCUUGUUUGUAGUGGCCUGGACAAUCACCGAGAUAAUCCGUUACUCUUUUUACACGUUUAGCUUGUUAAACCAUCUCCCUUACCUCAUCAAAUGGGCCAGGUACACUUUGUUUAUAGUGUUGUAUCCAAUGGGAGUCUCAGGUGAAUUACUCACAAUAUAUGCUGCAUUACCCUUCGUCAGGCAGUCUGGCUUGUAUUCCAUUAGUUUACCUAACAAGUACAAUUUCUCAUUUGACUACUAUACAUUCCUGAUCCUGGUCAUGAUCUCUUACAUUCCAAUCUUCCCUCAGCUGUAUUUCCAUAUGCUGCAUCAGAGGCGAAAGGUACUCUCCCACACUGAAGAACAUAAGAAGUCGGAGUAAUUCCAACUCUUUUUCAGAACUUUUCAAACAUCAAAAUGCUGCAGUUUUUCAAUACCCAGCACAUUUGUAAAGAGUAUACCAAGAUAAGUCAGAGGUAAAAGACCAGUAAUUUAGUGAGAAUAACCAAUAAAUCUGGUUUCAGUGAAAUUCCAGGAUGUCAAACACUGAAAUAAUUUUCAGCUUGUAAUGCUUCAGAAAACUUUAACUUUAUAUGGCUUGGCAGUUAACCUUUUCCUUAAAUGAUGUGCUAAAUGGUUUUCUUUUAUUAUUAAAUGCCUGAAGGUUGCAGUAUGAGUGAUGAAAUUGUACCCUCUAAAUGCCUGAAUUGGGAUUAUAUUACUGAUACCUCUUUUUUUAAGUGCUUGACUGCAUGCCAGAAAUUGUAUGUAUUGCUGUGAAAGCAAACAAUGUACUCUGGAAUACUUCAGGAUAAUGUCAGAGACUUCAGUGGAGAAUGUAAUCUGGGCAAAGUAUUUAAGUUUAGAAAGGUAGGUUGUAUAUCUAAAAGGUGAUGGGAACAAGAACAAGAAACCAAUUAUGGAAAAUUAGGGGAAUGUGGUUCUUUAGGAAUUUAAACAGUACGGUGUCUGACCCCAGAGUGUGUUCUCUGAAGAUCUUGUUUAAGCUGAUCACUCAAAUGCUAGCAUUAACUCCAAGGCUGUAAUUCUUAUCUGAAACAUUAAAACUACCCCAAGUACUGCAUCCCUGAAUACUUUUUUAAUAUUAUAAAAAAAAAAAUAAUAAUAAUAUUAAACUCUAAUACUUCUAGUGGUAUCAGUAAUGAAUCUAAACAAUAUAAGGAGGUAGGCCACCCAGACACAGGUGCAGUUCUCCCUUUUUUACUAUAAAUUAUCAUCUCUAAUCACUGUCUGUGAUACUCAUCUUUCAGUGCUGAGGACUUCUUGGUGUCCUGUGUUUGGGGCCUUGUUUCUUAGCCUGACUUGUCUCAAGUGACUGAGGUCUGGCAUAUCCAAGCAGGCAGUUCCAGGAACUCAAAUUGUGAAGUGUUGAGAAGUCAUAGUCUGCUCCUUGCAGAGCAGAUUAUCUCACAUGUUAUAUCCUGCAUUUGCAGACUGGACAAGACACCGUUGUCUAUUCUUUGGAAAGAGUGGAAGACCACAAAAAGUUUUUUCCUAGGUGCUUUCUCUGGGUUCUCAGGCUUAACCUUCUCUUGAGAAGGUAAAAGGAAGAUGAAAGAGCUGAGAAAGCCUUGUGGUGAGGCAGAAAGCACUAGUGCUGUUUGAGCUGUGCCCCAAGUCUAGAGGAAACUUCUGAUUGGGAGUAAAAGGGUAGGGAAUGAUAGGAACAAAAUGAGAAGGGAAAUGAAUGAAUAUCCAAGCAGAAACUAAAGGAAAUGUGGGUUGACUUUGCUCUGUUAGGAAUUGAUGGCCAAAUAGUCCUGUGUGCAUCCAGUCAGAGCCACUAGACAAGACCAUGUGGGCUUCUCUGGCUUCCCUCAUUACAUGAUUUAGUGCAUGAAAGAGGUAUGACCUCUCAUGCUACCUGCAGUGCUGCCUCGUGCUGUGCCUGCCAGCACCUCCCCUUGACAUGACCCAGUUGUGUUUGACACAUCCCAGCUGUCCCUAAACACAGCCAGGACAUACUGAGGAUACAGUCUCUGUAUUCUAGCAGUUGGGAAGAGCUGGAUUUACAAUUAUCUAGGUUUAUGCUUGUCAGAGCUAUUAAAAAAAAAAAAAAAAAAAAGAAAAAAAAAAAA
Molecule: messenger RNA, 2492 nt
Organism: Oenanthe melanoleuca
Lineage: Eukaryota; Metazoa; Chordata; Aves; Passeriformes; Muscicapidae
Gene: HACD2
Product: 3-hydroxyacyl-CoA dehydratase 2
Exons: 7
Coding region: 38-775 (245 amino acids)
Biological process (GO): sphingolipid biosynthetic process; fatty acid elongation; very long-chain fatty acid biosynthetic process
Cellular component (GO): endoplasmic reticulum membrane
Molecular function (GO): 3-hydroxyacyl-CoA dehydratase activity
Source: RefSeq, a predicted model, not a curated record